Messenger RNA from Leptopilina heterotoma, 1805 nucleotides. Its product is annotated as probable glutamate receptor. NCBI's taxonomy places the organism in Eukaryota, Metazoa, Arthropoda, Insecta, Hymenoptera, Figitidae. The transcript is spliced from 7 exons. The coding region runs from base 97 to 1665 and encodes 522 amino acids. The record is from RefSeq and is a predicted model, not a curated record. Gene Ontology annotation, molecular function: glutamate-gated receptor activity. Gene Ontology annotation, cellular component: membrane.
UUAACUGACGAGAGAUUUCACAAUUUUAAAGGCUUAAGAAAAGACAAUUCUGCGAUUAGUUUUUUCCUUCUUAGUUCCGUGAAUGACUUUAACGAAAUGAAGAAAUACACGAUAUUGUUAAAUCGAUCAAAGGUUAUUAAUUUUGUCGUCUUCAUGAAAGAUGAUGACAGUGAUAAAAUUUAUUCGGAUAUUUGCCAAAAUCCAAAAGACAAUGCAUUCGAUUUAAAUGAAGGUGUUUCUAUUCUUGUCAAGUGUUUGACAAACGUUACGAUUCAAGAAUGGCACUCAAUUAAUAGUAGUUCAAUAAACAUUAUUUCUAGAGCCACAUGGGAGGCGAAGAAAAAACCGAGAUUUACUCUAGAAUCGAGGACAUUGUCUGUUGGUAAUCGAGAAGCAAUUGAGGGAAAAGUUUUACGUGCUGUAAUAAUAAAGGAAUCGAGAGCUAUUGGAGAAUAUUUUCCAAAAUUGAUAGAAGCACUUGAAGAAGCGGGGAAUUUCAGUUUUACAUUUGUAGAAAAUGACGAGCGAGGAAUUUAUGAUGAAGAUAAAAAAACUUGGAGUGGUGCAAUGGGUCUAGUUGUUAAUAAACAAGUUGAUAUUGCUCUGGGUUGGUUCACUUAUUUACCGAAUGGUUUUUCUGUUGUCGAUUACACUGUAACCAUUGAUAGAGCUGAAUUCGUAAUUCUGAUAAAGGAACCCAAAACUAAAACAGUUAUUUCAUGGACCGCAUUCUUUCAGCCUUUCACACUUGAAACUUGGUUGGCAUUACUAUUCUUGUUCAUAAUAAUUCAAGUGAUUCGUGUAUUUCUAAAAAGUAAGACACGUUCUUCUUCUCAAGAGCAGACAUUCGGUGCUGAUGAUUUCUUCCAUAUUUGCGGAAUAUUCCUUCACAAACAUCAACCAAAUAUUUCAGAAGACAUAUCAAUAAGAAUAUUUUACAUCUUUAUUAUCAUUUUUUCAUUUUACAUUUGGGCCAUCUAUUCUGCUGCUUUUGUCAGCAAGUUAUCGAUAAUUGAUAUCAAUGUGCCAUUCAAGUCAUUAGAGGAAUUUACUCGAGUAAAAUCUCACAAAAUGAUCGUUUUUCAAGAUACCUCAAACUACUAUAAAUUAAAAAAUGCAAAACAACCACUUUUAAAAAAGGCAAACGAAUUACUGGUGAGUGAUGAUCAAUUACCAAAGACAAACGAAGCUGCUAUAGAAAUGAUUUGCAACAGAGGAAUGGCUCUUUUUACAGACGAUAUGUUUCUAGCAAUCGCUUAUAAUAACAGCAUUCCCAACAUCUGUCGAAUGGUGACAAUCAGAACUAAUGAAUUCGAUUCAUUUGCAUUAAUAUUGAAGAAAAAUAGUCCGUAUACUUUGAGCAUAAAUCAUUAUUUACGGAGAUUUUUAAAUAAUGGCAUAAUGUCACGCUUGAAGUGUAUACUUGCCGAAAGUACACCAAUUGAUUUGAAGAGUAAACCAGAGAAUACCUACCAACCUGUUAAUUUUAUGGAUAUAGUAAUGCCUCUAACAAUUUUGUUUGGAAGCGCUCUCACGGCAAUUUUAAUUUUUCUUCUUGAAAAUUUCUACUUGUUGUUCCGAAGAAAACAAGAAAUAAAAAAUGCAGCUAUUUUUCAAUUAAGGUUUAAUCUUAAUAAAAAUGUUAAACGCCCUUCGAAAAAGUAAACAAUUGUCCGUAAAAGUUCAAGUCAUGUCUGUUGUUUUAUAGGAACCAAUGACACUAGGCUCCACUCAAUCAUUUUCUAUUGCGACAUAACUUGAAUAAAAUAUGUAAUAAGAAUAAACAGUAGAACUAAUUUUCCUAA